Zingiber officinale is the source of this 2706-nucleotide messenger RNA. RefSeq names its product prolyl endopeptidase-like. Gene Ontology annotation, biological process: proteolysis. The transcript has 12 exons. Gene Ontology annotation, cellular component: cytosol. Gene Ontology annotation, molecular function: serine-type endopeptidase activity; oligopeptidase activity. NCBI's taxonomy places the organism in Eukaryota, Viridiplantae, Streptophyta, Magnoliopsida, Zingiberales, Zingiberaceae. The record is from RefSeq and is a predicted model, not a curated record. The coding region runs from base 16 to 2433 and encodes 805 amino acids.
UAGCUCGGAAUAGAAAUGUCGACAUGCCUGGCCACACCAUGGCGACACCUUCUGUUUCACCUUCGCCCGUCCCCGGUCGCCCUCCGAACCGGCCGGUUCGCCGUUGCCCGCCCCCUCCAUAAAUUGCCCAAUCUCGCUUCUUGCCGCUCUCACGUGGGUCGCCUCCCCCGCUCCCGUUCGACGAGUCUGAAUCGCCCUGUCUCUGCUGCCGCCUUUGACUCCAAGAUGGGCUCCCUCUCCCCGGCCGCCUCCGAGGCCCUCCAGCCGCUCCAUUAUCCUCCGGCACGCCGCGACGAGUCCGUCGUCGACUAUUACCACGGCGUCCGCGUCGCCGACCCCUACCGAUGGUUGGAGGAUCCCGACGCCGAGGAGGUCAAGGAAUUCGUGGAGAAGCAGGUGACGCUGACGGAGUCGGUGCUGGCGAAGUGCGAGGAGAGGGAAAAGUUGCGGCAGAAGAUCACGACGUUGUUUGAUCAUCCCCGCUAUGAUACGCCGUACAAGCGCGGUGGAAAAUACUUCUACUAUCAUAAUACGGGCCUCCAGGCUCAGAGCGUUCUCUACGUCCAGAAAGAUUUGGAUGGAGAGGCAGAGGUUCUAUUGGAUCCCAACAAACUUAGUGAGGAUGGAACUGUGGCUCUCUCAAUGGCUUCUAUUAGCAAGGAUGGGAAGUAUUUGGCUUACGGACUUAGUGCAAGCGGAAGCGAUUGGGUUACAAUCAAGGUGAUGAGAGUUGAUGAUAAGGAAGCAGAACCAGAUACCAUAUCAUGGGUAAAGUUCUCAUCAGUCAGUUGGACCCAUGAUGGAAAUGGUUUCUUCUAUGGUCGCUAUCCAACUCCCAAACAAGGGACUGAACUGGAUGCGGGGACGGAGACAAAUAUCAAUUUGAAUCAUGAGCUUUACUAUCAUUUCUUGGGCACAGAUCAGUCAGAGGAUAUCUUAUGCUGGAGAGAUCCGGAGCAUCCAAAGUAUACUUUUAGUGGUUCUGUGACUAAUGAUGGCAAGUAUGUCCUUCUACAAAUCAAUGAAGGUUGUGAUCCUGUGAAUAAGUUAUAUUACUGUGACCUGCAGUCACUUUCUACUGGGCUUGAAGGCUUUAAAGGAAGUAAUGAAAUGCUUCCUUUUAUUAAACUCAUUGACAACUUUGAAGCAAGUUAUGCGGCUGUGGCAAAUGAUGGCAGUGAAUUUACCUUUUUGACAAACAAAGGAGCUCCAAGAUAUAAGCUAGUAAGGGUAGACAUCAAGAAGCCAGAACUCUGGACUGACAUUAUACCAGAACAUGAAAAAGAUGUGCUGGAAUCAGCCGUCGCUGUGAAUGGUAACCAGAUAGUGGUAUGCUAUCUGAGUGAUGUUAAGCAUGUUUUGCAAAUUAGGGAUUUGGUAACAGGAGAAUUGCUACAUGCUUUACCAUUAGAUGUUGGUAGUGUCUCUGGGAUUUCUGGUAGGCGUGAAGACACCACAAUAUUUAUUGGCUUCACUAGCUUCCUUACACCUGGAAUUAUUUACAAGUGUGAUUUAGCGCCAGAAGUUCCAGAAAUGGAGAUAUUUCGCGAAAUUUCUGUUGCUGGGUUUGAUCGCACUGAGUUUGAGGUUAAACAAGUUUUCUCUUCUAGCAAGGAUGGGACCAAGAUACCCAUGUUUGUUGUGUCAAAGAAGAAUACCCAACUUGAUGGAUCAAAUCCAGUUCUACUAUAUGGCUAUGGAGGCUUCAACAUCAGCAUUACACCUUCAUUUAGUGUGUCUCGUCUUGUUCUUGCAAGAAACUUAGGUUGUGUCAUAUGCAUAGCCAAUAUUCGUGGUGGAGGAGAAUAUGGAGAAGAAUGGCAUAAGGCAGGAUCACUUUCUAAGAAACAAAAUUGCUUUGAUGAUUUUAUUUCUGCUUCUGAGUUCCUUGUUUCAAAUGGUUAUACAAACCCAAGACGACUAUGUAUUGAGGGCGGAAGCAAUGGUGGGCUCCUUGUUGCAGCUUGCAUGAAUCAGCGUCCAGAUCUUUUUGGGUGUGUUCUUGGUCAUGUUGGCGUUAUGGACAUGCUUCGAUUCCAUAAGUUCACUAUUGGUCAUGCCUGGACUUCUGAUUAUGGUUGUUCAGACAAUGAGGAGGAAUUCAAUUGGCUAAUUAAAUACUCACCACUUCAUAAUGUAACAAGACCAUGGGAAAAGAGCUCUGGUAUGCUGUGCCAGUACCCAUCAACCAUGCUUUUGACAGCUGAUCAUGAUGAUCGUGUUGUGCCUUUGCACUCAUUGAAACUACUAGCAACGUUGCAAUACAUCUUGUAUACAAGUGUUGAGAACAGUUCACAGACCAACCCAAUAAUUGGUCGCAUUGAAUGCAAGGCAGGACAUGGAGCUGGUCGGCCUACCCAGAAAAUGAUCGACGAAGCUGCGGAUCGUUAUAGCUUUAUGGCAAAAGUGUUAGGCAUCUCAUGGAUUGAGUAAGACUAGUAACCGUCGAGCCCAUUCGCGGACAAAGAUUAUGGAUUAGAAUUGAUGCUGAAAUUGGGAUUGGGAUUGCCAACACAUGGCAAUAUAGAACUUGUUUCUUUCCUUCUCAUAUCUUAAUUAUGUAAUCGACUGUGUACUUUAUCUAAUCUACAUUAUCAACUCAACCAACCUCUUCCGAGUUCGGUUGAAAUUAUCUUAUUGUUAUGGCGAUUUCCAAAAGAACUGUAUCAGAUUCAUUCCAAAGAAUAAGAUUAAUGGUUACUGCUA